Messenger RNA from Drosophila ficusphila, 1287 nucleotides. RefSeq lists its product as uncharacterized. NCBI's taxonomy places the organism in Eukaryota, Metazoa, Arthropoda, Insecta, Diptera, Drosophilidae. The record is from RefSeq and is a predicted model, not a curated record.
UAAAAAAAUAUUUUGAAGUCCAAAUUGUCUGUUUAUGGCGAGGCGACCUAAUUGCUUACAGAUAAAUCCAAAUGCCAAAUAUUUGUCCAAUUCGAUUUCGAAUGUUUUGCACAGCAUCCAGAACUUUGAGCCAAGAACGCUUGCUUGGCCAACUUGCCAAAAAAAAAGUGUUUGGAGGGGCAACAAACCGCCAAAGUUGUCGGAAGUUCCUUUGGCAGGAACUGCAUCCUGUUUGCUCCCAAAAUGGAAGUCAGCAUUACGAAGUGAAUCUAGAGACGCCAAGAAAUGUACGUUUUACCAAAUUCUUCAAGCCAGUCAAUAUCAGCCGCAUUCUGAACAAUGUUCCAGGUGUUCGGGUAGAAAAAAAAGUGUCCAAAUAGAAAAAGAUUUUAAAAAUGACAGUGUUUACAACGACAUAUAUGAUAUUGUAAAAACGCAUCAUCGAUACAUUAGACCUCCGCCUAAAAUUAAAAAGGUUCCUACCGAACAAGAACCUUGCAGAGUAUUAUAUCCCAUCGAAGACAAUUAUGAGGUGCGUCCGGUCCCCAAAGAAUCCGGAAAGCAGCAGAAUAAAUUAAGCUCAAAUUUAGUAGAAUAUCCAAUCAUUGAGAUCUACAAAGUUCCAGAAAGGACAAGUAAACCUGUUCACUCCAAUUCGCAAACACAAGCAGAAUUUAUAAAUGAUAAAACCGGAAAACAACAGAAAAAAUCGAAGUCAAGUCCAGUCAAUUAUCCAUUCAGUAAGAUCUAUAAACUGAUAGAAAAGAAAAAUAAACUCGCACACUCUAAAAAAAAUGACUAUAAAUUUGGACAGAAUUCACAAAUACAAGAAAAUUCCAUGCAAAAAUCACCUGAUGGCGAAUACGCUCACUCCAAAAAAAAAGACUUUAAAUUUGGACAGAAAUCACAAGUAGAAGAAAAUUCCAUGCAAAAAUUACCUGAUGGCGAAUACGCUCACUCCAAAAAAAAAGACUUUAAAUUUGGACAGAAAUCACAAAUAGAAGAAAAUUCCAUGCAAAAAUUACCUGAUGGCGAAUAUCCUACUAAAUAUAUUUCAAGAGGUGAUGGCGAAUAUCCUACUAAAUAUAUUUCAAAAGGUAGAAACUCACAAUUGCAGACAACAUCCCUAUCAAAAUAUUCGAAACACUCAAGAACUGCAAAUGAAAAAGCAAGCUAUUAAAACACAAAAAUGGAAAGAUACUUCAAGAAAGAAUAGCGACUUGAAUCCACGGGCCAAACCUAAUUUCCAUCCAGGCAAUCGAAGGAUGGUAGAAGCUCCCAAAAAGA